Molecule: messenger RNA, 648 nt
Organism: Cyclocybe aegerita
Lineage: Eukaryota; Fungi; Basidiomycota; Agaricomycetes; Agaricales; Hemipholiotaceae
Source: the annotation of a GenBank genome assembly
AUGCUUCUCAACGUCUGGAUCACUUCGACGUUCCAAAACAAAAACGAGAUGGAGUUCAGAAAUCCGUAUUUUGGCCUCGACGAACUUUACGCACAACAUAGAUUCCAAUCCUCGGUUUACCCCAAAAUUGUCAACGAACCCAAGCUGGCGGCGCAAAUCAGUUCUGCUGAACCCGACAAGGUGUUUCCAGUGGAUUUGCAUCAGUGGUUGAGUGACUUCGGGCGGCUUUCGCCUCCUGACCGCCGUUUGCAAGUCUCGAAGGAUAUCCACACCAUCAUACAGCACAACGUUCUGGAUUACGGGAUGGAAAAAUGUGCUAUCGCUAUUCGCCUACCCGCCCGCGGUGACAGCUUACCUCACCCAUACACGUUGCCACCCGCUGGCGACACCGUACGACUUAGCAUCUGCGAACUCGAUGCCAAGCGGCCGCUGAAGGAGCGCACACUCUCCUGGUCACAGCGCCCACCCUGCGUUCGACAGCUUGCUCCCGUCGACGCGAAGAUCGGAGGAGAGAUUGAACUGGAACCGUUCGCCUGCAAGUCGGGUUCUUAUCUGACGUAUCAGAUCUCCUGCGCUGAAGACUCGCCUGGGUGUAAUGUGGAUGUUUGGAUGAAUCACAACCAGACCUGGGGUACGCAUACUUUUUAA